This is a messenger RNA of Didymella exigua CBS 183.55, 891 nucleotides long. RefSeq lists its product as uncharacterized. NCBI's taxonomy places the organism in Eukaryota, Fungi, Ascomycota, Dothideomycetes, Pleosporales, Didymellaceae. The coding region runs from base 1 to 891 and encodes 296 amino acids. The record is from RefSeq and is a predicted model, not a curated record. The transcript is spliced from 2 exons.
AUGUGGAUGAACAUGGGCUAUUGGAAGGUGAUUGUGAUCUUACCCAAGAGCCUAGCUGAAGCGUGCCGAGAUCUGCUGAACCUCGUGCUUGCCGAAGCUGGCUUCUCUAAAGAGGAGAUAUCUCAUCGCUCAAGAUGUCUUGUUGACGUAGGCUUUGGUUGCGGUGAGCAGACUAUCCAUCUUAUGAGCGGGAAGCCAAUACGGCCUUGCGACAAGCUAUGGUGGGACGGCGAGGACCACCAAGUAUAUUUUGAUCACUACAUCGGCAUUACACAGGACAAGGCGCAGCACCAGUACGCCGAAAUGCGCGUUGGAGAGCUGAAGAAGGAGAAAGUCAAGGUUUUUUGCGCGGAUGCUUCCAAGCCAUGGCUCUGGGAUGAAAAUCUGUGCAGAGCCUCCCACGCCGCUCAGAACGUGACGCAGGAGGCAUGGCUUCUUGCAUUGGACACCGCAUACCACUUCUCACCGUCACGCUGGGUUCUGUUCCAUCAUAUGUCGCGAUACUACGCGGCCUCCAUCAUGGCUUUUGACCUCUGUCUAUCUCCGACUGCUACAACGUCUCAGAAAAUCGUUCUCCGGGUCCUCACAACGCUGAUGGGUGCGCCUUGGGCGAACUUCGACACGCCUGAGGCUUACCGGCAGAAGCUUACCGGGCUCGGGUAUCCUGCAGAUGCAAUCAAGAUCGUCGACAUCUCAGAGCACGUGUUUGCACCUUUGGCAGAGUACAUGGAAGAGCAAGAUUGCAGGCUGAAGAUACUCGGGCUUGGUCUCGGAAGCUUUCAAGCCGCGAAGUGGUUGUUCAGGUGGUGGGGUAGGGCAGGCUUAGUGAGAGGAGUUGUGGUCGUUGCGAAGCAUGAAGAACAACUUCGCAGUUCAUCACUGAAAACGUGA